GGAAGGCGCGUCAGUCCAGAGUCAACCGUAGACGGCUGUUCUUACGACGGAUGUGACAAGGCCGUUUUUUCUCUCUGUCUCCUCUCCUUAACGUUCUCUUCUCUCUUUCUCAACGUUUUCCUUUUCCUUUUUUUUUUCUUUCACCUUUUUCCCCGUACCUUACGUCGCGUCAGUACGAGAUCGUUCGUCGUUCGUAUCAAUCGUGAUAACGUUCUUCGUCAAACGUAUCAUCCGUUGAGAUAUUUCGGCGGCAAACGAGAAUAAGGACGAAAAACGCCGCGCAUUCGUGACGAUGAUCGUGAAAAGUGUGACAGUGCGCGAGCUCGGUUAAUAUCAAGCACGCAUUAAGAGAAAAUCACGGAUUUCAAGAGAACCUUUCGUCGUACACGUGAAAAUAAGAAACAAAAAGUACUUAGAAAGAGAGAGAGAGAGAGAGACAGAAAGAGAGGGAGAGAGAGAGAGAGAAAGGGAGAGUAGUUAGAAAAGAAAAUGGCAGAAAGCGGAAAUGACAGGGGCAGUCGUGAAACUCGAGUGUCAUAAGAACGUAGAUCGCGUGGGAUCGAAAGAAAGGGAAGUGGAAGCAAUGAAACUUCUACGUGAAUCGUCGUUUUAUCCACCGCAGCAUCCACCUCCCGUUCUUAUUACUGGACGACCACCAUUCUCCUUGAGUCCUUGUUGCUGCUGUUUCUCUAACCGACUUUCUUUGUCGACCACUUUACGUUGCAUAAAAGGAUAAGAAAGGGUGGAUAAAGAAAAGGAAAGGAAAUAUCUCCAACGAAGCGAUUUAUAUUUUUCUCCCUUUAGCUUUUGUUCUAGACGAUUUUCUUAAACAAGAAAAAUUGAGAUUUUACUUAUUUGAAGAUCGAAAGGAAGAAAGAAAGAAAGAAAGAAAAAAGAAAAGAAAAGAAAAAAGAGAAAACAAAAACUCGGAAGAGGACAAGCGAAGAAGAACAAGUGAAUAUAUAAGAAAAGGAAAUAUAUAGAUAGAAAAAAGAAGGAGAGAGUGAGAGAAAGAUAGAAAUAGAGGUAGAGAGUGGUAAAAGAGAGAGAAUAUAUUGUAAGUGAUAAAAAGAGCACUCGAAGGCGAGUGCAAGCGAGCUGCAUACGCUACGCAGGAUCAAAGUGAAGUGGCCGGUUCUCACUGAGAUGGCCUUCAUGAUGAAGAAGAAGAAGAAGUACGAAUUCUCGGUUGAGGUCGACCUCGAAGAACUCACCGCUGUGCCCUUCGUUAGUGCAGUGCUCUUCGCUAAACUCCGUUUACUCCAUGGGGGUUCUUUCGUUGGUCACUCCACUAGAGAAGAAGUUCAGGAGCAUACAGUCAGGUGGAACGCCAAGUUCGAGUUCUGUUGUAAAAUGAGUGCGAAUGCGUCUACCGGUGUUCUCGAUCCUUGCAUCUUAAGGAUAUCAGUGAGGAAGGAAUUGAAGGGAGGCAGGUCCUUCCAGAGGCUAGGAUUUACCGAUCUGAACCUCGCCGAAUUCGCAGGAGCUGGUCUCUGUCGAAGGAGGUGUCUCCUUGAAGGCUAUGACGCGAGACAUCGCCAGGAUAAUUCUAUGCUGAGAGUAGCUAUUAAGAUGAACAUACGUUCCGGGGAUAUACUUUUUAAAGUACCUUCGCCAUCGUUAAAACAGACUCAACUAGCAGUUCCUGGUGUCCCUGGAGUACCAGGAGUUACAGCCGACGAGGUGACCGUUGAAAGAUGUAGCAACCGAGAAGAUUACGUGUCCAGUGGCUCGUUGGCUGGUAGUAUAGCUAGCGCAAGCAGUGGUUUUGGUAGUCUUCCGAAGAAAAGGCCAGCACUUUUCUCAUCCGAACUACUCAGUGGGACGGAAACGUACGAUCCCAUGACCCUAAGUGAGAUCGUACCUUCGGCACUUCCGGUGGUUGAGGCAUUGACAGAAGCGCACACAGAAUCAGGCCAUUCGAGGAAUAGCAGCAAUACCAGUCAACUGAGCAAGGGAUCGGGAUACGGAUCCCUUAACUCGCACAGUCAGCACAGUAGACAGAGCAGUAGUGGUGACAGUGGCCAUAUUAGGUCACCCUCCUGGCCGGUAUGGGCACCACGUAUCCCGAAUCAUUCCCAAAAUCCUUGUAAUUUUCCAAAUGCGCGGCCUGAAACAUCCUUCGAACCAAGGCCACCGUCACCAACAUCGUCAAUGAUGCUCGUUGAUCCAAGAGCCAGAUUCUGGUCGACGUCUAGUCCUCUUUCCUCUCGGAUAACGAGAAACGGUACGGAAAAUCGUAGGAACACGACUACUACGGUUACGACGGUUACUACAACAAAAUCGAUGACAGUGAUGCCUGAGACAACGACGAUAACUAUUACAACUCAGACGAGAGAAACUAAAAAUGUCGAGGCAGCUGUCAAUCCUAAUGUUCAAUUUCCUAAUUUGGAUCUAACGGAAUCAAGCUCACAAAGAAAUGGAGUUAUAAGAAAUCGGACGAGUUCUAUUUUAUCGAACGACCAUUACGAAGAGACAACUACUGGACCUAGCACUGGUGUAUUUAGGGUACCCGGACCUCAUGACGUGCCGCGACACUCGCGAAAAAAUUAUGAAAGAAAUAGUUUCGAGGCACGUAACGAACGUAAUAGCUUAUCGAACUUAGGACAAUAUAACAGGAACGAACAACAAAUUAUAAGUCAAGUGAUCGUACCAAACGCAAAACCGAGAAUUGGUCAGCCCGGUUGGCGUGGUGUAUCGAAAACCUGUGAUUGCAUAGAAAAGGGAAAAACUAGUCCAGUUUUGCGAUUGGUAGAUCAGGCCAGGGCCGUAUCCUCUCCCGAUCCUCUCCAUAGGCCUGAUAAUCCUAGAGCAUCCCUACGCUCCGCGACGACGGCUCAAACCCUCAGGGGUAUCGGCGGAGGUCACCGGAAGUUGCUGGACGGGGCGGGGGGCAAGCUGGCUACGGUCGCCACCAGCCCAGCGGACUCCGAGGAGUCCUCCUUAGGGGUACCGGAAGUCGCUCAACCAAGCUCGCAGCACCGAAACAGCAUAACCCCACCAAACCCUUCAGGAGGUUCUGGUCUAAGUGAAACUGGAUCAUUGGAUCGUGCAAAGGCUGCAUUGGAACGGCGGAAAAAGGCCGAAGAUGGUACAGGAAAUCCUAGCUUAUGCAGGAUCGAAGUUACCAGACCUAAUCCAGAUUCAUUGAUCGAUGAAUUAAUUAAAGCGACGAAUUUGGAACAAACGGAUCUCGAAAGUUCCGAGACAACCGGUUUGCAGUUGUUCAUCGCAAAGGAUGGAACAACAGCGUUGGGUAGUCACGAGGUAAAGAGCCAGAUGCCUGCGGGUGUGUUCAAGCAGGUGGUGAUGGAAGAAAACAAUAGGUAACACCAAGCCAUCACGUCAAGGCGGCAAUACGCUAGACAGGCCAGCACAACGUUCUCAUUGGCCUUGGUGCCUGAACUCAUCUACGAGGCUUACGAGCCACGGUAGUCAUGAUGGAGAACGACUUGUUUGUUGGGUCGAAUAUAAGAAGAAGAAAAAAGAAGGAGA
This is a messenger RNA of Vespula pensylvanica (western yellowjacket), 3495 nucleotides long. RefSeq lists its product as uncharacterized. Lineage: Eukaryota; Metazoa; Arthropoda; Insecta; Hymenoptera; Vespidae. The record is from RefSeq and is a predicted model, not a curated record. The transcript is spliced from 10 exons. Bases 1147 to 3330 code for a protein of 727 amino acids.